This is a messenger RNA of Meloidogyne enterolobii, 198 nucleotides long. The record is from the annotation of a GenBank genome assembly. Lineage: Eukaryota; Metazoa; Nematoda; Chromadorea; Rhabditida; Meloidogynidae.
AUGGAAAAAAUAGUUAAAGAAAAGGAUUGCAAGUUGCUUUAUACGGACACGGAUAGCUGUUUUUACGUGCAUCGGCGAGGACAAACGCCUCCUUUUCGUGUUGGUGAAAUGCUUGGUAUGAUGGAUCGCGAAUAUGGAGAUUGGAACAUUAUUGCAUUCUAUACUGGAGGGUGCAAGCAGGUAUACAAACAUUUUUAA